AUGUCUUAUCAGUUGAAAAAGGAAGAGUGGAGUACCAAACUUGAUGAGGAUGAACGAAUUACUGACUGGUCGUCUGUUAUUCAACCAAACUAUGUUUUGGCGGUCUUCCUUACGGACAAAGGCAAAGUUCUCAUGUAUCACCAAGUCGGAAAAGAAAUUAAACAUUCUUGUACUCAUUUAAACAAACUUGCUCCAACAGUAAAUGAAGCCUCUAUUGUAUGUUUUCUUGCCGAUGCUAGUGGUUUAACGUUCAUUCUUCCAAAAGGAAAUGUUUUACUUGCACCAAUUAAUUCUAUUUUGGAUGUGCCAUGGGGUAGAUGUAAUAUUUUGACAAAGAAUGCAGUUUCCAUUUUGGAAGUUAGUGGAGUAGAAGAAGGAUGCUUAUGCAUACCAACAUCAGCUCUCUGUUACAAUGGUCUGCAAUCACUGCGGCCGUAUUUAAUAUAUGCUAACAAGGCUGGACAACUGUUUAUAAUUGAUUUAACAAUGAUGGUCGUGUCGGUAAUAGUACGUGCUCCGGAAAGUAUCCACGAUCUUGCACUUUUUAGUAGCAGGAACACCGUACAUUUGUUGAUAAGUGGAUUUACUGGCAAGCAGUGGAUACUACCACUAGAAACAGGCGAUCGUGGCCUACGAGAGACUUUGAGCCGAGUUAUACCAUGGGAUUUAAAAGAACAAAGUCAAAGGAGAUUGCAAAUCAGUGUUACUCCUGAGGGAAUGCUCGCUGUCCUAAACUCGGAGGAUUGUGUUGUGAAAUUUUACGAUGAUAUAGAAAUUAGAACAGAAAAAAACUGUAUCUCUGUGCCUCAAAACACAUGGCAAGUAUAUAAGUUCUCUCAUACAGUAUUCGCUUUUACUGAUCAAACUCCUGAUUUUGGAACUUCGAUCUACUUCUCUAAUUUGUUCAAAACCGAAAGGCUUUUUUAUGAAAAAAUCUUGGACUUUACUGAGGGGAAAGUCUUUGGCAUGAUCCCGAUUUUCUGGAGCUCUGUAUUGCCGAUAUGUUUGCUUGUAACGGAACACGGUGUUAUUUCUCUAUCUCCAGCGAAAUCUAUAUCUGAGUUUUUCGUUGAAUAUGUUGCGAAGCAUGACUACGACUUUAGGGCUUGCAAAUCGGUCGCUAUAACAUUUGUAGAAGAAGAUUCCACAAGCUUUAUUCCCGAUGUCUUCGAUAUUACUCUUUCAAAUCUUGAGGACUGUAAAAACCAGCAACUUAUUCUAACCAGGCUGAUUCAUUUCGCACUUGAUUUAUCCGUGCCACUUACCACCGUAAUACAGUGGUGUACGAAGCACAGGUGUGAAUACGCACUCAUGGAAAUUGUAAAAAAUAGGUGUGCAGAGAAUCCAAAUGAGCUAAGUAAACAUCACAUGAUUGAGAUAUGUGUGGCUCGCUAUGAAAUCUUCCCGCAGGAGAGAGACAAGAUUGAAACUACUUUAUGUAAUUUCUUGGUACAUCAUCCAAAUGUUCACCUUGGUAUGGAGCGGCUGUUCAGUGCAGAUUUCUGGAAUGCCAUUUCCAUAGUUGUUGAUAAUAUAUUCUGCAAAGCAACAGCAGUAGCUGUACAUCUGACAAGAACGGAAAAUGAUUGGCCGACAACUUAUAACCCAUUUAUUGUCAAAAUUUUAGCAUUUUUAUUCUGGGAAUUUAUGGAAAAGGAUGACGCUAAAGUGCUUUUGCGGCGCAUGACAGAAUAUUUGCCUCACUUGAAAUCUCUACCCCAUUUCACUUCCUUUGCGAAAGUUGCAUUUGAACAAUUAUCGAAAUAUCCUCACGAAGCUACUGUAUUAUACGUGUUAUCAUCGUUGCGUUUGUUACAAGGAGCAUAUAGCACUUAUCUUUCUUCACCGACGAAGAACAUUAUCUCAAGCGGUUCCAAUGUCAUUUCUGUAUUAACAUCGGAAGAGACGGUUGGGUAUUGGGGAGAAUUUUCUUUGAAUACAUGCAAAGUAGAUUAUAGAAGUUUUUCCAAACAACACAUAUCUCAUUUGCGUAUGCUGGAUAUACCUGUUCGAGUUUGUAGUAUUUCUUGCGGUACAGAGCAUUUGCUUUGUUUGACCGUUGAUGGGAAAAUAUAUACCAUUGGACGAAAUAGAUUUGGUCAGUGUGGCGUUGGUCAUACUGAAGAGGUUAUGAAAGCUACAGAAGUUAUUGGUACUUAUGGCGAUGCAUCUAUAAUUUGCGCAGGCCAUUAUCAUUCAGCGCUCAUUAAUAGCAAAGGAUUUGUUUUUACAUGGGGCUGGUCGUUUUACGGUCAGCUAGGUAUUGAUUGUCGCUCUGCAUGUAGUAAUAUGUGCAUUCCUACUUUGGUAACGUCUCUAAAAGAGCGAGUUGUUUCGGUUGCGUGUGGGUAUGCACACACACUAUUUCUAUCGGAAUCAGGUGUUGUUUAUGCCUGCGGUAAUGGAACAUACGGACAAUUGGGUAAUGGUCUAGAAAUAAAGAAACGUUAUGAGCCUGAAGCAGUUGUUAUUCCUGAAAAGAUUAUAAUGAUUGCUUCGAAAUACUUUCACUGUCUUGCUGUAUCUAAAAAGCAGAAAAUUUAUUGCUGGGGUAUCGAUCCACGUACACUUAAAACGAGGGUGUUUGUCAAGCGAAAAUCACUCUCAGAAACGAAUAAGGCUCUUCCAUCUACAGAAAAGAAAACUAAUAAACCUUCUGUCAGUCGAAUCCAUUUGUCGGUUGCGGAAGUGAAACACAUGGUACGGGGAAAAAUACAACAGAUUGAUGCAGGCUAUAAUCAUUCAGCUCUAAUUGAUCACUACAGAAUUCUCUACACAUGGGGAAAAAGUUUAGAAAUGCAGUUAGGUCAUGGUAACAAAAAAGAACAAUGGGGACCUCACCCGAUACUUAAGCCAGCCAAUAUGAGUUGGAAUUUUGUCUCGUGUGGCUGGGAUUUUACUUCGGCAGUAACGUCUCUAGGUAGUGUUUAUGUUUGGGGAAGAAACAGUAAUGGUAAUUUGGGUGUGGAGUCAUAUCUUCAUCCACAAUCCAACCGUAAAAUUGUAUUUAAAACAUCAAAAGGUCAACCGAAAACGAUUGAUGUAAUGGAUAACGGAUCUAAUCUGUCGCAACCAACCCGAUUUCCAUUUAUAGUUCCAUCUACAUUUGAAGAAGCAUUUUAUUGCGAGGUGCGUAAACAAAAUUUCGUUAAUUUCGCAAAAACAUUGGAUCCGAAAACAAUCUCAUCUAUUUCUGCUCAAUUGCUCAAAAAUCCAUAUUAUUGCCUUCCUGCUGUAUACCUGCAUUUGUUAGCCGGUGAUCUCGUUCAUGCUAUUGAAUUCCUUGCGCAUAUACCACCAAAAGAAAUAGAAGCUGUGGCGGAUAACAACAACGUUCCAAAAGAAAGCACUUCUUCCACGUUAAUUGAUGUUGUUUGGGAUUUAAUAUCUAAACAUCCAAACUUUGCAGUACAGUCUAAUAUGAUAUCAGAUUUGCUUACCAAUUUUAACUGUGAUGACCAAGCAGUUAAGUGCAAGAAGUUAUGUACCAUUGCUCCACUUAUUUUAAUUUCGAAACCAGAAAUGUUACCUUUAUUGAACUCAUCUCGCACUCUAGACAUUUUGGAACAGUGGUGCCCCGAACCGUCGAGUGGCUCUUUACAAGUCUCGCAGAAUUCUCUACAGAAUCACUCAGGACGAGUGCGUUAUUGGACUUGCUGUGGUGAUGUAGAGAACUGUACUACAGUGGCUCAUAAUAGAAGUGGAAUUGAUAAAAGACGGAUCUGUCCAAAAUGCUGUGAGAAAUGGUCAGGUGCUGUACGGGCAAAGCUUUUUCGGCAUAGUUUGUAA
This is a messenger RNA of Thelazia callipaeda (thelaziosis nematode), 3789 nucleotides long. NCBI's taxonomy places the organism in Eukaryota, Metazoa, Nematoda, Chromadorea, Rhabditida, Thelaziidae. The record is from the annotation of a GenBank genome assembly.